Messenger RNA from Oryzias melastigma (Indian medaka), 5684 nucleotides. It is a transcript of the gene samd9l, whose product is annotated as sterile alpha motif domain containing 9 like. Lineage: Eukaryota; Metazoa; Chordata; Actinopteri; Beloniformes; Adrianichthyidae. The record is from RefSeq and is a predicted model, not a curated record. The transcript is spliced from 4 exons. The coding region runs from base 418 to 5130 and encodes 1570 amino acids. Gene Ontology annotation, molecular function: protein binding. Gene Ontology annotation, cellular component: cytoplasm.
ACCACAACACAGAAUAAACUAAUGCAAGGUUAUCUAAGGUGAAACAAAGCUUUUUCUAUGGAUUCUUUUGAAUUUAAAACGAUAUCAAAAUUCCAUCCAUGAGAGUUGUGCAUUUUCAUUUUUUUUUCCCCUCUAGCUUUAGUUUCCUUUCUUGGGAAGCAAAACUAGCAGAAACAAAGGCUCAUGUUUCGUGAAACAGGAAACUGUGACCACACCCCUUACUGAGUGCAUAAAAGUAGCCCCCAGUGAUUUCUGUUCCAUUACACCACAAGAGCAAAGGGUGGUACAACAUGUUUGCAUACAAGUUCAGGAGCCCUAAGAAAUGUAAGGAUUGACAGACAAUAUUUUUUUACAUUCUUCCUGAAGUGUUGAGCACUGCACAAAAGCUCCAGAAAAAUAAAGAAAAAAUCUUCAGAGAUGGAGUGGCACGAACAACCUUAUAACAACUGGACUGAAUCUGAUGUGGGAUCCUGGCUGAAAUCCAUUGGUAUCAAAGAAAUAUACAUAACAAAAAUGACUGAGGAGGAGGUGACCGGACCAGUUCUAUCAACAAUAAAAAGAGAGUAUCUAAGCAGCACCAUUGGAAUGAAAAGUGCACAAAUUGAGCACCUGUUAGAAAAAAGGGAUGAACUUUUGAAAACAAAUCAGCCAGAUACCAAGAAAAAGGGUGAAUUCAAAGGUAAAAGAAGAGAAAAAGAAGUGUUAGUGUCAUCAAGAGAGCAUACCAUACAGAAACCGCAGGAGAAAGCAGAGGAAGAAGUUGUUGCUGUUGUGGUUAGUAAUGAGUCAAACUCUGAAGCUACAUUCUGUGAUUAUCACAAAUUUGACCAGAAUGAGAAGGACUACAGGUAUGUAAAGCAUCACUUGCUUCCUCCAGAGACUGGAACUGAAGACUUGAUAAUUCCAUGUCACGAAUACAAGUCUCUGGAGAUUGCACACAAACUUGACUCACAAAGACUUAAAGCUAAGGUGGCAAAUGAAGUUCUGCGUUUUGCUUGUGGAUGUAUGAACAUGAGAACAAAUGGAACGAUUCAUUUUGGAAUAAUGGAUAAAAACAAAGGCCAUCACAAGCAUGGAGAAAUCAUAGGAAUACCUUUGAGGAACAGAGAAGACUUUGUGGAUGCAUUGGAUUAUAUUGAAAGAUGUUUUAAAGACUCAAAUCAACAAAUCGAAGCCAGGCAUUGCAUAAGGAACCCAAGAUUUGUUGAGGUCUGCAACAAGGACAAGGAAACUGUGGAGAAAACCUGGGUUGUUGAAUAUGAUGUUAUCCCAAAAGCAAGCAUUGUAAAGAAUAAACUUUACUCUGUUGGUCUCCCAAAUUUCCAUGAGAAAGAAGGCAAAGUCAAAUGUGAAGAGAAAGUUCCCUAUUGCAGAGUGGGAGCAAACACACCACUGAUAGAAGAUCUAGUUUGUUUUAUUCAAGGAUUGAUAGAAAAAGAUCAACAGAGAGAAGAGGCAGAAUCCUUCAGAGCUGAAUCCUCUUUAGACUUCCAAGAGGAUCAAAAGCGAAAGCUUUCAGUCCUCCUAACAGGAGGAAAAACAAAAAUGGACAACUCAAUGUUUUACAUAGUUGUGACGAGUGACAUCCAACCUCAGCAUCUUGAAAAUAUAGCAUUCUUGGUCAACAUGAAACUUUUUUGCGUGUUUGAUUUUGACCCAAAUUCAGAAAUCUCUGGUCUUUAUGGUAAAUAUAAAGAGCAGAAGCCUGUAACCCCUCAUUUUCUUCAUGACUAUGAGAAUGUCAAAAGACUAGAAAACUCUGCUGUCAUUGAGACUCUGAAGCUGUUUGACCGAGUCAGUUGGAUUUUUUGCAAUGGACGAAACAACUUUCCAAGUGGGGAACAUCCAGUUGAUGAAAAAACCUGGAUCAAGACAAGAAAAAAGAAAAUGAAAAAAGCUGUGACUUUUAUUUGCAAUGAGGUCCUCCCAAAGAGUUCCUUUGUGGUCCUUUUUCUACUCACAUCUGAUGUUAAGCAACCAGUUGUUGAUACAUUUCAUGAGUUCUAUGCAGAAAUGAAUGGACACGACUGCUUGACAGUCAUUGCAGAGACAAAGGAAAUCUACAAAAAGUGGUCAAGUCUUGCCCAAGUGUCUUGUGCCAAGUCUACACUUGAUGAAAUCAGCAUUGUUGAUAUGCCACUGAGUCAUGUAGACGCAACCGUUCAAAGCAUUCAGCUGUCAAAGAACCAGCCAGAAAGGAAAUUGCCUGUCUCAAACGGAGGUCUGUGCUUCUUGAAAUCUGUGGAAGAGGCAAUGCUGGAUUCUUUGGAAAUCAUCAGCGUUGACCAGUGUGAUGAUGCAAAUCUGGAGGUUAUGAGCAAUGAUGACAUUCAAGAAACUGAACUGUACUUCUAUCGAGGAGGAAAAAUAGACUGGAUCAACUUCUGGCUGGCUAACAAGCAUAAAUGCGGAGCCAUCAUUGAAAGAGAUGCCUACAAAGAAACAAAUAAAAUAAUGAGCCGCAUAGUUUCUCACACCAAAGAAAUCCGUCCCACAGAGUCUGUGAACAUAUACCAUAACCCUGGCAGUGGUGGAAGCACAGUGGCACGACAAAUCCUCUGGAGCUGGAGGAAAGAAAUACGGUGUGCUGUUGUAAAACAGGGUAAAGAAGUCACAACAGUGUGUGAGCAUAUGGUAAAACUGAGGGAACAUGAGGAGAAAGACAAAAACAAGUGUCUCCCAGUGCUUGUUCUGUUGGAGGACCAAAACCUAGAUUAUGUUGAUGAUCUGAGACGUCAUCUCACAAAUGUCAUUACUACCAAAAAGAUGAAUCCCUCUUUACUGUGUUUCAUUCUGCUGAUCUGCAACAGAUCAAAUGAUCCAGAAAAAAUGCGACGAGCAUUGUCAUCUCAAACCAUAGCAGUCACAUACAAACUGUCAGAUGAGGAAAAGCCUUUGUUUGAAGAAAAGAAGGCAUAUCUCAAGCAGAAGUUUGGAGAUAAGGAGUCAAAGAUCCAGGGCAAAACGGUUAUUUCAAAGGGGAAAUCACAGCUGGCAGUUACUACACAAACAGACAAACAUUCGUCAUCACAGUUUGAGCCAGAGUUGAAGUUCAUCUUGACAUUUGUUCUCAUGUCUAAUGAGUUUCAGCCAAGCUACAUCGAGAAUGUUGUCAAGAAUAUUCUGACUAAAAUUGAUCAUUCCUCCCAGGAUACUUGGCUAAUCAGAUUUGUGGCUCUCCUGAACACCUACAUCAAUGAUUCCACCAUCUCUGUGUCACACUGCGAGGCAUUCCUUGGCCUUUCUCUCCUUAAUAAUGAAGCUCGUUUUUACGCACUGGUGGAUAGACUCAGUGAAGAGGCGAAGCUUAUUUUCAUCCACCUAAGAGAAAGUUCAACACACAUCCAGUCCAUUCGGAUCAUCAAUCCACUAGUAGCAAAGGAAAUACUCACUCAACUCUCUGAAAAAUUGCCACAAAGUGAGAUUGCCAUGAAGCUCAUCAAUGAUGAAGUUCUCAUGAAUCACAGAUUUGCCAGAGACGAAUUCCUUGAAGUCAUCAGAACACUUUUCAUAAGGCGCAACAAAAUAAGCAGAGGAGAUCCAAAAAACACAGCAUUUUCACCACUCAUUGAACAUGUCACUACUGAAAAUGAUGGUCUACAGAGAGCUGUAGAUCUGAUGAAAGCUGCAUUUUUGGCUUUGGGAAAAGAUCCCUAUGUUGCGCAACAGCUUGCUCGGCUGCUUUAUACAAAUUUGAGGUUUGAAGAAGCUCAACAUUGGGCAGAGGAGGCAAAAUCUCUUUCUCCACAUGACACAUUUGUGCUGGAUACACUGGGACAGGUUUACAAAUGGUGGUUUAACCACUUGUGUGAUACCCUUGAAGAGACAGAACCGUCACCUGAAAGAGGGGUUGAAAUCAUUGACAUUGCACUCAAAGCAAUUGCUGCCUUUCGAGACUCUGAGAAAACCCAAAAGAAGGAAACAGCUAGCCUAAAUAAUUCGUACUACGGGGAAGUUGAUGUUGGCUGCAAAUUGCUAAAAUUCCUGUCCAGCGUGACAGUUUUUUCAAACACUAAUGGAAUGUCAGACUUUUUGAGGUACUUGCUAACAGAUUACAUUCCCCCUGAGGUCAAAACCCCUUGGAAAAACUUUCAUCACCAGCUAAAAGGCUUACAAAAGAACUUGCACCAGGCACUUGAGUGCCUUUCUUUAGACCAAACCGACAUCAGUGAGGAGGAAGAAGAGCUUGAUGCCAGAGAUCCAGAACAAGUAUACAAGCCACGAGAAUGGUUAACAAGGAAAAGUGUUGUCUAUGCUGGAUUCUUUUGCUGCAUACCCGAAGACACCGAAGAAGCAAAUGAAAGCAUCGGUAACAAAGCUGAACUGCCCACAGAAAAACUUUCUCCAUUUCAGAGACAGAUGUGGACAUACAAGCUUGGUGGAGGAAAUAUUACAGCUAUUCUGUCUUUACUCUAUGAAAAAAAUGCAGAAAAAGCAGGAAAAAAACUUGAACAAAUCAUGGCCUUGUAUCCAGAAAAUGUCACAUUGCAGAGUCUUGACGAAAAAGAGCUCACAAACUUCCUCUUCUGCCAGAUAGCUCUGAAUUGCAUUAAGCCUGGUUCUAUACAGAUAUUGCCCAUUGAAAAACUCAAAGACCUUAGCAAAAAAUUUAGGACAAAGGGGAACACCAUGUCACCAGCAAGCUCUCUCUUCCUUCUCUCUCUUCUGCUUUGGCCUGAGGACAGCAGUGAGCUCAGUUCUGCUGAUGAACAGAGACUGCUAUCCGCCAUUGACACCCUGCCAAGACUCUGCGAGCAAAAAACCCAACAAAUGUCUCAGAGGAAAAGCAGAAUUGCAACUCAUUUCUUUUUGGGAAAGGCGAAAGGCCUCAACAAGAUUAUUCACAGAAGAGUUAUCGAAAAAGGAAUAAAAGGGAAUCUGAGUGAAAGAAAGCUAAAGUGGCUCGGCGGGGAGGUGUGGAAAACCAAAGAAGUUGUGCAACAACUGAAACGGAUCGAAGGCUGGACAGAAAAUGAAAACUUGUACAUGAAAUGUGGAAAAAGUGACAAAAAAAUCAGAGUAAUUCCUCGCUACUCUGCCUCUCUGCCAUAUGGAAAUGAAAGGGUCACAUUCUAUUUGGGUUUUUCCUUCGAUGGUGUGCUGGCUCAUGACAUCAAAAUGAAAGAGUAAUGCAAUCUAAAUAUUUAAACCUGCAAAACAUGUAACCUUUUAAUCUUUUUUAUGUAAAGAUACUGCUUGUCUUUAUUUUGGACUUCAAUGAUCUCAAGUUUGCAUUUUUUAUGUCAUCAACUUUUUCCAAUGUUGUAUUUGAUCUUUGAAUAAGACUAAAAUGACUGAAUCUUUAAAUGUUAUGUUCUUUAAGUGCCACAGUGGCUUUGAUAUUAUUUGUAUUAGUGAGAUUUUCAUAUAUGAGAUAGAAUUAAGAUUUAUUUUCAUAAAACAUUUGGUGAGUUCUUGUCAUGCCUUUCUGAAAGAAACCUUUAUCGAUUAUACUGUAUAUGGGAGGUGAUGCAUGUUUUUAAAUAUCCACUUAGGUUGUAAACAAGAAUUAAGGUGAUUUUUUUCAUACUUUUUAUUUGUGUUUAUUUUGUAACUUUUUUUAAAAAAUCUGCAUUUUGUUGUUGUUGAAAUCCAUGUACCUCAAACAUCUUUAAAAGUUGUAUACUUUUUUUCACUUUUGGCAUUUAUAAAACUCUAAAAACAGAAUUAAAAAGAUGUCAACU